AUGGACCAACGGCCAGCACCAGAUUUCACCAUAUCACGGAAAAAUUCUACCUCGACAGGAGCUGCAAAAAGACCAAAACUAACAAAAACAAGUUCAACGCCUGUUAAUGCAACAGGUAGAGGUGGUGGAAAACGUGGUGGUAGUAUUGGUGCGGCUUCAAAAUCUACAAGAGGCAGUGGACGUGGAGGAACCACUAGAGGCACAACACGAGGCAGAAGGGGAAGCGCCGGUGUCGGUGGAGGGCGUAAAUUGAGUAUACAACGUCAACAAUUAACCUCCUCACAAAGAACUCAGCAAGACAACUUUGAUGGAGCGAUUUCAUCUGUUACAACGCCUGCACCAAGUACAACACCUUCUACGCCUCGUGACGCUUAUUUUUCUGUACCUCCAACACCCGGCUCAGAACUUGAUCAAUAUACGUUUGAAAAUGAUCUUGCAGAAGCUGUUGUAGCUGGUUUUGCCAAAGUUUUCGUGGGUGAAAUUAUCGAGAAAGCUCUUGAUGUUAGACAAGAAUGGGGAGAAACCGGUUCUCUAUCACCAGAACAUUUACGUGAAGCAUAUCGAAGAUACAAAAAAGAUACAAAGUUGACAACACAUAAUUAUCAGAAGAGAUUAUUUAAUAAAUAA
Funneliformis mosseae is the source of this 627-nucleotide messenger RNA. NCBI's taxonomy places the organism in Eukaryota, Fungi, Glomeromycota, Glomeromycetes, Glomerales, Glomeraceae. The record is from the annotation of a GenBank genome assembly.